Messenger RNA from Staurois parvus, 1665 nucleotides. The record is from the annotation of a GenBank genome assembly. NCBI's taxonomy places the organism in Eukaryota, Metazoa, Chordata, Amphibia, Anura, Ranidae.
GCCAGCUGGAGGGAAGGGAGCACAAGGGGAUCCUCUCCUCCACCCUGGCCAUCCCUCCUCCAAAUGAUCUGUUCUCCCCUCGGAUCUAGCACCGACUCACCGACCUGCCCGACUCCUCCGCUGCCCAGCCUAGCGCCCAGCCACCCCCUGCGCCAGGCCAACCGACUGAUUCAUCAGGGUGCUGAAAAUGCUGACUGCACACACUGGACACUUGCUGCACCCGGAGUACCUGCAGCCGCUCUCCUCCACGCCUGUCAGUCCCAUAUAGAGUUGGACGCCAAGAAGAGCCCGUUGGCCCUGCUGGCUCAGACCUGCUCUCAGAUCGGAAAGCCUGACCCCCCUCCUUCGUCGAAGCUGAACUCGGUGACGUCCAGCAGCCACAGCGAAAAGGAAAGCAGCCGCAGCAGCUCUUCGCUGAAACUGGGAGAGUCUCCUCUGGAGGACAAGUCGAGCUUCAAGCCGUAUUCCAAGGGAGGAGAGCCGAGAAAGGAAAGCGGAUCUUCGAAUGGUGGCGCCGCGGACAAGGCAGGAUUUCGGGUGCCUAGCGGUUCUUGCCAAGCCUUUCCUCCGCACGCGGCGUCUCCGUCCUCCAGGGUGAGCUCCCCCGGGCAGCUCUGUGAUUCUAAAAGUGUGGACGGGCAAGAGAAAAAAGAGCCCGAGGCCAUCAAAGUUAGUGCUGAGGUUUCUCAAGCCAACCCCACCCUUACCAGAGCCAGCACCAGCAACUCCAGCGCCGAGUCCAGCCAAAGCGGGGACAUUACCCCCAGCGGCAAAUCCGAGCCGCAAUCGCUGGGACCUGGCCACGUGGCCCCGGUGUCUCCUUACAAACCGGGACACUCAGUCUUUCCUCUUCCACCGUCUGGCAUUGGAUAUCAUGGAUCCAUAGUGGGGGCCUAUGCCGGGUACCCUUCACAGUUUGUCCCCGGGUUGGAUCACACCAAAACAAGCCUGGUUGGUAAUCAGCUACCUGGGACUUUAGGUUUGCCGGGGAAACCACCCAGCUCCAGUCCUCUGACCGGAGCCUCUCCUCCGUCUUUCAUGCAAGGAUUAUGCAGGGACCCCUAUUGUCUGAGCUACCACAAUGCCUCGCACCUCGGUACUAGCAGCUGCUCCACCUGUGUGCAUGACCCAUCCGCCCUGAAGUCUGGAUACCCUCUGGUCUACCCCAGCCACCCUCUUCAUUCGGUGCACACCACGUUGUCUUCCAGCGUCACCCCGUCCUUGCCUGGCCAUCCUCUGUACACCUACGGCUUUAUGCUCCCCAACGACCCGGUCCCUCACAUAUGCAACUGGGUGUCUGCCAGCGGACCUUGCGACAAAAGAUUUUCCACGUCAGAGGAACUCCUUGCCCACUUGCGGACUCACACGGCCUUGCCCGGGGCCGACAAACUUUUGGCUGGUUACCCUACAUCUGGUUUGGGGUCUGCUGCUUCCUGCCACCUCCAUCUCCCUCCAACAGGGCCUGGAAGUCCUAACACACUGCCAGGGUCCCUGUCCUUAAGGAGUCCACACACCUUGGGACUUAACAGGUACCACCCGUAUGGAAAAAGCCCCCUAACGCCCAGUGGUCUCCCGGUGCCCUCCUUACCGGCAGGAUCUUACUAUUCGCCGUACGCUCUCUACGGACAGAGGUUAACGUCAGCUUCAGCGCUAGGAUACCAGUAA